Molecule: messenger RNA, 597 nt
Organism: Acanthosepion pharaonis
Lineage: Eukaryota; Metazoa; Mollusca; Cephalopoda; Sepiida; Sepiidae
Source: the annotation of a GenBank genome assembly
AUGGCUACUCAUAUGGUUCGUCGGACCAGCUUGAAAGAGGAAGGAAUGGCCACACGCAAAAAUUGUAUUGUCAUCAUCUAUCGACAGUCCGUUGCUUGCUGCCAUUUUCGCCUCUACGUGACUGUCUACUUUUUUUCCCCCAAAGAGCUUUCCUCCCUCGUAAAUCGAACUGGAAAUCAAUCUCUCUCUCUCUCUCUCUCUCUCUCUCUCUCUCUCUCUCUCUCUCUCAAUCUCUCUCUCUCAAUCUCUCUCUCUCAAUCUCUCUCUCAAUCUCUCAAUCUCUCUCAAUCUCUAUCUCUCAAUCUCUCUCAAUCUCUCUCAAUCUCUAUCUCAAUUUCUGUCUCUAAAUCUAUUUCUCUCUCUCUCUCUCUCUCUAAAUCUCUUUCUCUAUCUCUAAAUCUCUUUCUCUAUCUCAAUCACUCAAUCUCUAUCUCAAUCACUCAAUCACUUAAUCUCUCUCUCUCUCUCUUUCAAUCACUUAAUCUCUCUCUCUCUUUCUCUCUCUCUCAAUCACUUAAUCUCUCUCUCUUUCUCUCUCUCUCUCUCUCUCUCAAUCACUCAAUCUCUCUCUCAGAGUUUCACAAAAACGCUUUUUAA